UCGCCGUCGUCCGUUCGGGGGCGUGUCCUGCGGUGCCUUCUUCACUGCCCGUGGCUCGUGGCUCAGCGGCUCUCUCUCUGCGUCGAACUGCUGACAGGAGCAGCGAUACUCUGCCACCUCGAGAUUAACACUGCCAGCCGCCAAACUGAAGGCCCACUUAAUUCCAACCAUGCCUCCUCCUCUCCGUCAUCGCUCAAUGCGCAUCUUUGUGAAUGAUGAUCGCCAUGUCAUGGCAAAACACUCGGCCAUCUACCCUACACAGGAAGAGCUGGAGGCGGUGCAGAAUAUGGUGUCCCACACUGAGCGUGCCCUCAAGGCUGUUUCUGAUUGGCUGGAUGAGCAGGAGCGGGGCACUACAAAGCCGAAUCCCACUGACUCUGAUGGGGAUGGAGAGAAAGAGAGUGAAACCAAGACAGUGGAGCAGCACACGCGCACCCUGCGUGGAGUAAUGAGGGUUGGCCUGGUGGCCAAAGGUUUGCUGCUGAAAGGGGAUUUGGGUCUGGAACUAGUGCUGCUUUGUAAGGACAAGCCCACAGACACAUUGCUAAGGAAUGUGGCUGAGAACCUUGGUGUACAACUCAAGCUUAUUACAGAAGAUAAGUAUGAAGUCACUCAGAAUAUCCGUGAUGCUGCCAUUGUGAUCAGAAACACCAAGCAGCCCCCUCUCACUCUUACCAUCCAUCUUACUUCACCUAUCGUCAGGGAGGAGGCUGAAAAGCGGGCUGCUGGAGAAACGCUAUCAGUCAACGAUCCCCCGGAUGUACUGGACAGGCAGAAAUGCCUGGCUGCCUUGGCGUCUCUUCGCCACGCCAAGUGGUUCCAGGCCAGAGCCAAUGGACUGCGCUCCUGUGUGAUCGUCAUCCGGAUCCUGAGGGACCUUUGUGCACGUGUCCCCACCUGGGCCCCACUUAGGGGAUGGCCUUUGGAGCUUUUGUGCGAGAAAGCCAUUGGUACAGGAAACCGACCAAUGGGAGCAGGCGAGGCUCUCCGAAGAGUUCUUGAGUGUUUAGCUUCAGGAAUCCUGAUGGCAGAUGGUUCAGGCAUUUCUGACCCCUGUGAGAAAGAGGCAACUGAUGCUAUUAGUCACAUGGAUGAACAGCAACGAGAGGACAUUACCCAGAGUGCUCAGCAUGCCUUGAGGCUUUCAGCAUUCGGGCAGCUUCACAAAGUGCUUGGUAUGGACCCUCUGCCUUCUAAAAUGCCCAGGAAACCAAAGAGUGAAACUCCCAUUGAUUACACAGUUCAAAUUCCACCAAGUACGACCUACGCUCCACCUAUGAAACGGCCCAUAGAGGAGGAGGAGGGCGGUGAUGAUAAGAGUCCUAACAAAAAGAAGAAGAAACUGCAAAAGAAAUCUCCAGAGGAGAAGUCAGAGCCUCCUCAGGCUAUGAAUGCUCUGAUGCGACUGAACCAGCUUAAGCCUGGACUCCAAUAUAAGCUCAUUUCUCAGACUGGCCCAGUUCAUGUGCCAGUUUUCACCAUGGCUGUGGAAGUUGACGGGAAAACCUAUGAAGCCUCUGGCCCCUCUAAACGUACUGCCAAGCUACAUGUGGCAGUUAAGGUCUUGCAGGAUAUGGGUCUCCCCACAGGGGUGGAGCAAAAGGUUGCUGAACCAGCAAAGGCUGAUGAUACAGCAGCCACUGCAGAGGAGGACAUGAAGCAGGCUGACACGCUGACUGAAGCGGAUGCCCCGCCUGCUGUGACUGCCAACUCUGAGCCUGCCGAGAGUGCUGAGAGUGCUCGGCAGCAGGGCCCUAUUCUGACCAAACAUGGCAAGAACCCAGUGAUGGAGUUGAAUGAAAAACGUAGAGGUCUCAAAUAUGAACUCAUCUCCGAGACGGGUGGCAGCCACGACAAACGCUUUGUCAUGGAGGUGGAGAUAGAUGGACAGAAGUUCCAGGGAACAGGCUCCAAUAAGAAGGUGGCAAAAGCAUAUGCAGCGCUGGCUGCUUUAGAGAAGCUGUUCCCAGAAGGCUCUGUCUCUGAGGCAGCAAAGAAAAAGAAAUCCAUGAAUGCUCCAGGAUUUGGGAUGAUGAGUGGACCAGUUGAUGACCCAGCAGUCAAUCCUAGAGGUCGGGGAAGAGGACGGGGUCGAGGCAGGGGCAGAGGUUUUAAUAAUAGUGGAGGAUAUAAUCAAGGUGGUUAUGGAAGUUAUGGAUAUGGGAACAAUACUAAUUCUGGCUACAAUUACUACAAUAAUGGAGGAGCCAAUGGAGGAUCAGCAGCUCCAGCUCCUGGAACUGUAGGCCCAGUGUCUAACACCCCAAGUGGUGGAGCUCCAGGAACAGGUGGUUUUACCUCAUAUUACCAGAGUGGUGGCUACUCAGCACCACCUUCAGUGACCAAAUCCCCUGGUAAGAAGCCUCCAAUGCACCAGGGCACCAAGCCUCCAGGAACAGGUGCAGCUCCAGGGUCCUAUCAGGCCACCCCACCACCAGGGCAAGGCUCCUACAACCAGUACAACCAGGGCUACGGGCAAGGGAAGAAGAACUUCGGCCAAGUUCAAGGUGGCGCUGGAGGUGGGGGUUAUGGCAACUACAGCACGGCAUACCCAUCCCAGGUGACUGGCGGAACAGGGGGUCAGGACUAUAGCUAUGAAGGUUACAACAACCAGUCAAAUUACAGCGCACAAGGAACCAACCAGGGUUACAAUGCCAACUCGGCCCCGUACCACAACGCUGGAGUGGGCUAUGGCCGCGGGGACCCCAGCAUGAACUACCAGUACAGAUAGACUGAACCCCACUCAAAUGUGCACCUGUCAUCACCCUUUUUAGCUUGUACAUCUCUUCUGAAGUAGCAGUGGCAACUGUCCUCACCAUCAGCUUCUGAGUUUAUUUUGCCCAGGGACACAAACUGAAAACUGGACUGGGGGAGGGAGGGACCUUAAAGAACCCUAAGUGUUCUAAUUUUCUGUGCUGAAUGAUCUGUUCUGUGGUCUGUUUUAAUGUGUGCUUAUUUUUAUUUUUUUCUUACACUUCCCUGCAACUACUGCCCAAAGGGGAGAGAACCACCCCAACUCACAUGCAUGUUGAAGACCUGAUGUUCAUGAAAAACUUUUAAUUUAACACAUUUCCUUUUUAAUGUUUCACCUUCUUUUUUUUUUUUUUUUUUUUUUUUUUUUUUUUUGGAUAUACUGCAGUGCUUUUAUUUCUGCCAGUUCUUUAAAUAUAAUUGCAAAAGAUGUGAAACUUCAGUUCAGGUCUUGGUAGAAUUUGAUGUGCUUUGGGAUGGGGAACUUUUUUAUUUUUCAGGACCUUGUUUAAGAAUGUAUGUUUGUAUGAAUAAAGACAAGACUUUUAUUUUGGAGGAAAUCCAUACUCACAAAUGUGUUCAUGUGUUGCAGUUGUUGUCUUUUCUAAACAAUCUUUGCAGUUCUGUGUUCAACUGUAAUGCACUCAACAUAGAAAGACAGCAGAACAGACUGUCCAGUUGUUGGUCAAAUAAAUGAAGCGUCUGCUUAGAAUGCUA
This is a messenger RNA of Pygocentrus nattereri (red-bellied piranha), 3468 nucleotides long. RefSeq names its product interleukin enhancer binding factor 3b (gene ilf3b). NCBI's taxonomy places the organism in Eukaryota, Metazoa, Chordata, Actinopteri, Characiformes, Serrasalmidae. Gene Ontology annotation, molecular function: double-stranded RNA binding; single-stranded RNA binding. Gene Ontology annotation, cellular component: precatalytic spliceosome. The record is from RefSeq and is a predicted model, not a curated record. The transcript is spliced from 19 exons. The coding region runs from base 170 to 2731 and encodes 853 amino acids.